GUGGGCUAGGGUUUAUAUUUCCAUGGGGCAUCCUGGGAGGACGCUGGAAAUCCCGGUCCAGUCCGGCAAGGACACUUCUUCGUGCGCUCCCUGCGAGAGUGAGAUCCAGAUCACACGGAUCGGUGGAAAUGGAACGCGGCCGCCGCAGAAGCCGUGCUGUUCUUCGUGCUCCUCCGCCGGGUAUGAGAUUCCACCCCCGACUCCCGCUCCCUACAACAGGGCGCUGCCUAACGAUGUGGAAUUUCCACUCCCGGAGCCCGUCCCUCGGCUGGAUCUCAUGAGCGCGCGCCCGACGCCAAACAAGAACACCGUCUAUGAGAUUCCUCCGACGCCGCCGGGAGCUGCGACGCCGAGCAGCAAUGCCAGCAGAGACAAAUCGGUGAGAGUGAGGGAGAUUUCAGUCAUCUCAGCGAAGCCGCCGCACGAUCUAGACCGGAUUCGUGAGGAGCAUCCGAGCGUUCACAUCGAGGUGGAGGAGCCAAGCGACAUCACAAUUGGUGUGCGUAACAUCUCGGUGAACGGCGGGAAAGAUGAGAAAGGCAAGGAGACAAACAGAGAUGGCUACGAGGAGAAGGAAGCUCCUGCCGAGCAGAUGGGCUCGCCACCUUUGAUGGCUUCGGAGAAUUCGCUCAUCGAUUUCUCGCUCUUUCUGCUCAAGAAUGCGAGAUCUCGCGAGAAAGUCCGGCGGUCACUAGCCAAAGAUCUGAACGAGAAGAAGGGGGCUGCUGAACCCGAGGAAGAUCUGGAAGGCUUGCUUCGCAAAUGGGAAGCCGCGCAGCUGGAAGAAGCUGCGGCUGCUAGAGCCAAGGAAGAAGAGCUGCUUCGUGCUUCUCCCGCGGUGCCGAUGUUUCCCGGGAUCAAGGAGCUGCCUUUGCUAAACUACAUCAACGCGGAGGGGAAGAUCGAGCCUCAGUGCGACCCCAACACGGCUGUCAGUGCGUUUGCGGUGCUGGACAGGCUGAAGAAGGUGCAGUACAUCGGCAUUGCGAAGAGCCUCCGGAACAGUAUGAGGAAGAUAAUGGGGAGAAAGCCCGGCUUUUGCUACUACUACAAAGUUUAUCACUUGCCCAACGUGGAGAGCUUCCCAAAGCCGAACUAUGUCAAGCAAAGGGUACGUUUCUACUGGUUUUUUUGCACAGAUUUAAGAAGAUUUAACCGGGAACAUGAUCGUGAAUUGUCAGCUGUCUGUUUGAGCGUUCGUGUGAACAGUGGAUAGAAGAAUUGGGAUCGCCUCCACCCGGGAAUGCGGACGAGACGCAGAGAAAGCAAUGGGAGCAGCCUGCCGAGGUUUCUGUGGGUGCAGUUAUGGACAGGGG
Selaginella moellendorffii is the source of this 1316-nucleotide messenger RNA. RefSeq lists its product as uncharacterized. The record is from RefSeq and is a predicted model, not a curated record. Bases 23 to 1216 code for a protein of 397 amino acids. The transcript has 2 exons. Lineage: Eukaryota; Viridiplantae; Streptophyta; Lycopodiopsida; Selaginellales; Selaginellaceae.